This is a messenger RNA of Dryobates pubescens (Downy woodpecker), 1548 nucleotides long. RefSeq names its product interleukin 13 receptor subunit alpha 2 (gene IL13RA2). Gene Ontology annotation, cellular component: external side of plasma membrane. NCBI's taxonomy places the organism in Eukaryota, Metazoa, Chordata, Aves, Piciformes, Picidae. The transcript has 10 exons. Gene Ontology annotation, biological process: cytokine-mediated signaling pathway. The record is from RefSeq and is a predicted model, not a curated record. Gene Ontology annotation, molecular function: protein binding; cytokine receptor activity. The coding region runs from base 76 to 1548 and encodes 490 amino acids.
UGUGCCAUGGGAGCAGUGCUGUGACACCAGAAGAGUGCUGCUGUCACCCCACACCUUGUCCAUCUGGAACUCCAAAUGGCUGCGCAGAGGCUCUCCGUGCUCUGGGUGACGCUGCUGUGGGGCUGUGCGGUGUCCUUCUCCUCCCACAUCACAGUUGCCCCACCACGAGACCUUCAGAUCACUGACCCUGGGCUCUUAGGUUGUCUUGAUAUUGAAUGGAAGCCUCCUGCCAGCCUGCAAAGCUUCAAUGACUGCACAGUGACCUACAAGUUUGAGCACCACAACGCUGGGGACAGGGACUGGAAGGUUAUUUUCACUAGGAAGCUAAAACUCAGAGUUGGGUUUGACCUCAGCAGGACUGUUGAAGUGAAGGUGCAGACGCUGCUGAGAGGAGGCUGCACCGGUGACGUGGAGGUGCACAGUGCCUGGGUUCAUGCCACCUUCCAGCUCCCACUGCAAGGAAAGCAGGAGUCAGAGGUUCAGAAUUUCCACUGCAUCUACCAUAACUGGGAAUACCUGAAGUGCACUUGGCAACCAGGGCUCCUGGCUCCCCGAGGUGUCCAUUAUGGGCUGUACUAUUGGUACGAGGGGCUGGGCCAGGCGGCGCAGUGUGAGGACUACAUCCAGGACCACGGCAUCAACACCGGCUGCAGGCUGCAGAACCUGAGCCAGGCGGAGUACAAGGACCUCAGCAUCUGCGUCAACGGCUCGGGGGCGGCCGCCCUGCUGCGCCCUCUCUAUGUCACCCUCCGGCUGCAGGACCUGGCCAAGCCCUCGCCCCCCACGCAGCUGGUGGUUUCCAUGUCUGCAGCUGAGGAGCUGCAGGUGGCCUGGAGCCCCCCUGGAGGUGAGACACCUCCCCAGUGCCUGGAGUACGAAGUGCAGCUGGCAAGAGACCACAGGGAGGCCAAGGCUGCCUGGAUGUCUGUGUCAACCCAGAUGGAGACAGCUCUCUCAAUUCCCAGAGCAAACCAGAGCCUCACUUCAUGUGUUCGUGUCAGGGGGAGGACAAACAUCUUGUGUGCUGACCAGGGCUUCUGGAGUGACUGGACACAGGAGUGCUUCUCUGAGUCCAGGAAAGGGGACAAGCAGCUGCUUAUCCUCAUCCCAGUUAUCCUGAGUCUGUCCAGCAGCCUCAUCCUAUUUAUGUUGCUUGGCCAGUGCAGGAAAAGGUCCCCUGCAGGGAAGCUACCCUUUGAUGCCUCGCUCAGCCUCUCGGAGCCGGGCUCACACCGGCUGAGCCGGGCUCACAGGCGGUCAGCCACUCGGAGCCGGGCUCACAACCGGCUGAGCCGGCUCACACGCAGCUCAGCCACACGGGAGCCGGGCUCACACCGGCUGAGCCGGGCUCACCGCAGCUCAGCCUCUCGGGAGCCGGGCUCACACCGGCUGAGCCGGCUCACACGCAGCUCAGCCUCUCGGGAGCCGGGCUCACACCGGCUGAGCCGGGCUCACACACGCAGCUCAGCCACACGGGAGCCGGGCUCACACCGGCUGAGCCGGGCUCACACGCAGCUCAGCCUCUCGGAGCCGGCUCACACCGGCUGA